Messenger RNA from Marasmius oreades (fairy-ring Marasmius), 1296 nucleotides. RefSeq lists its product as uncharacterized. The record is from RefSeq and is a predicted model, not a curated record. NCBI's taxonomy places the organism in Eukaryota, Fungi, Basidiomycota, Agaricomycetes, Agaricales, Marasmiaceae. The transcript is spliced from 2 exons. Bases 1 to 1296 code for a protein of 431 amino acids.
AUGGUUCCAUUCCAUCCACAAAGCCCAUUGCCGAUUCCACAUUCACGCCAGGAAUCUCAAUCAUUCGAGUUUUCUUCUUCAGCUCGUCUACCAGAAUCUAAUGCACGAUCAGAGCCUUGGUCCGUACAAGACUGUGUUGACGCUGCGCGUAAGCGUCGCAGGCUUUGUUCCUCACCAUCCCAAGCGCUUCCUAAUCACAACGGCAUGAUCCCACACCAGACCCAGGAGAAAUCGAGGAUUCAUAUCUCAAAGGGCGUCGUACAGGAAGGAAACCACAUCAUUUUAACUCACCAACAUCCGGCUAUAUCGCAAUGUCUUGCACACAUUCGCAAGACAUUGACAUUACCUUCUUGCACUCCGGAAACUGUCCUCGCCUUGUGCUCGAUUGAGGUUUUCUUACAUCCUAGUGACCCGGCGCAUUGGUUGUUUUGGAGUAACGAGAGGAAGGCGAAUACAGUUGAGGUUCUCAAUCGCAUAUGUGAUGCCUCUCCUGCCGUAAUACAACCUUCCAGGACUUGGAGUGACUCCAUGCUUUACUCUCUUCCACAACUCCACUGUCAGGCAUGGCACGAUAUCCUUCACGACGAGCCAUGGUACCCUACUUUAGUAGGUGGAAGAUCAGCUGAAACUUCUACAAAGGGUCCAACCCUUCGUAAACGAAAAGCAGUCACAGAAAUGCCAUCGUCUACGAAUACGAUGUCACCUCUUCCUGAAACCGCAGACGAUAUUCCCGCUUCCGCCGCAAAGAGGAUGCGCACUACACGAUCUCAACAGAGACCAGCGACCGAGGUGUCGCCUGAGGCGAAACCUGCGACGUGCAUAUCUGCCACCCCGCCUGGAUCUGUUCCACCACUAUCGGUACCACCAUCAGCACCAUCAUCUCGCCGUAAUAGUGCUCGACCGAUCCGUCGACCCGCCAAGUUUAGAGACCCCGAAUGGUCCGAUAGCAGCAGGAGCAGUUCAUGUUCCCCUUCUGCUGUUGUCGCGUUGUUGCCGCCUGCUGCAAACAGCGCAGUCCAAGAACCCGAAACAGAUGCUCGCCGUGGAUCAUCGUCAUCAGCUCGGACUCUCAUUGGAUCUGAUGGUGAUAGCCGUGGAUCAUCGCCAAUGUCAGACCUCACUACGAUCACUCUUGUCGAUGCGGAAAUUGUGUCUGUGAAAACCAGAACCAGAAAGGUUAAAAGAUCUGGUGUCGUCUUUUCUGCUUCCGCUAGUCGGGAAAAGACUCGAGGCAAGGGAACGCCAUCGGUCAGAAUGAUGACUCGUGCGCGUGCUCGCAUUCGCACUUCUAACUAG